AUGACUGAGAAAGAAAUCGUUGAAGUGUUCGUGCAUGUGCAAGAGCCGGAAUAUUAUGAUAGAAUCAUGUUGCUCGUUGGAGCCAAGUUUGCCGAGAUAGUCAAGAUUGGUUUGCUGAAAAAGAAAAGAGAAGAAGUUGCUGCUAUUUCAUAUGGGAGAAGGAAAACCCCCAGAAGCUCAUCGUAUUCCCAAGGUCAUUCCCGACCCUCCCCAAAGUCCUACCAAUCUUGUUAUACGCAAUCUAGUCAUCCCAAUAAUCAGAACACUACCUCCGUUCAUCCAAACGUCCAAGCUCCCGUUAUUGCUCCCAACUGUGCUAACGUACAGUCGAACUACCGAGCACCCCCUCCUGUAUAUCAACUCCAAGCUCCACUGUACCAAGAUCCCCCUCCAAAUUACCAAGCUCCAUCGCCAAACUACCAAACAAAUCCAUAUCCAAAAAGGCAAGCUCCCCGUCCAAAUACCAGAAAUAAUCAACAGGUGCCUCCUCCUUAA
This is a messenger RNA of Solanum pennellii, 495 nucleotides long. RefSeq names its product velvet complex subunit B-like. The transcript is spliced from 3 exons. Lineage: Eukaryota; Viridiplantae; Streptophyta; Magnoliopsida; Solanales; Solanaceae. The coding region runs from base 1 to 495 and encodes 164 amino acids. The record is from RefSeq and is a predicted model, not a curated record.